AUGGGAAUGGGAUUUAUUGGAGUUACUUUGUAAUCAUAAUCUUGCUAUUAUAAGUUUGAUCUCAAAGAAUUUUCCUAAUAUUAAUGGGUAUAAAUUGGCAUAGCAAGUAAUGGAUUAGGAAUCAUACCUGAACCAGAUAGCGUAAAUCAAACUGAUCCGGUAAAUUUAAUGUACAAGUUUCAUUCAAAUAUUAUUGCCAAUUUUACCUGCUAGACAUAAUAUGAAGCCGAACCCUUUUCAUUAUAAUUAAUUGAUGUAAUAGUGGGCUAGUCAUUGUAACCAAUCUAUAUUGAGAAUGUCAAACUCAAAGGUUUAGUCUGUUUAGAUCUUACUGAUGAAUUGAUGUUUUCUAGCAACUAAAACUAUAUUCCACAUUUUAUUGGAUUAGAUUUUAAUGGGAGAUAAAUUUUCAUAGCUAAUCCUAAAGUUUAUGAUUUAGGUACUUACUAAUUAAACAUUUCCCAUGAAAUCAAUAACGGCCAGAUAUUCUAGCAAUCUAUUACUAUAAAAGUUAAGCAAUAGAGUUAAUGUGCAAUCACAAAUGUCACUAUAUUUGGUGCAUCAUCAACACUUAAUUAUUUUGCUGGAGAUGAGCUAAUAAUAUUUGAUGUAAACUUUAAAUUUAAUUCAACUAUUUUGUGCUAAUAUUAAUCAACUUUUGAAUCGCCUGACAUUUCCAAAAAUAUGCUAUUGAGUUAUAUAACUAAAAUGGAUGAUAAUGGUACAUAGUACAGAUUAGCAUCAGAUUCCUCAAUUAUACUAUCAUUCGAUUUGAUCAUAAGAUGCUGA
Messenger RNA from Stylonychia lemnae, 789 nucleotides. Lineage: Eukaryota; Ciliophora; Spirotrichea; Sporadotrichida; Oxytrichidae. The record is from the annotation of a GenBank genome assembly.